This is a messenger RNA of Odontomachus brunneus, 1196 nucleotides long. Its product is annotated as repetitive proline-rich cell wall protein-like. NCBI's taxonomy places the organism in Eukaryota, Metazoa, Arthropoda, Insecta, Hymenoptera, Formicidae. The transcript is spliced from 2 exons. Bases 58 to 765 code for a protein of 235 amino acids. The record is from RefSeq and is a predicted model, not a curated record.
UCCAGGACUCCUGAUCUAUUGGUUAUCAAGCGUGAUCCCAGAAACAGGAAGAAAAUCAUGUUCAGGAUAUUGAUACCAUGCUUGAUAUGGCUGUCAACGGUGCGCUCGGACGCCGGGAUGCACAUGGACAUGCCGAACGAAUCGCUAAUGGAUAAGAUAUCGGACACCUCGAUGUUGAAGCCGAAAAGGGAGUCCCUUCAUCAACCCUGUGGACCAAUCUAUCCGCAUGUUCCCGCUUACGCACCGCCGCCCGUUUACGUUAAACCAUACGUCCAGCCGACUUAUCUGAAGAAGGAGCUGGGCGUCCAGCCCUUGGCUCAUUUCCAGUAUCCUCAACAUUCCUCUUACACCUCUGUGGUGUCGAAACCGAUUGUCUCGUAUGUAAAGCCGGUGACGCCCGUGGUGAACUACCAAACGGUGCAUCAAUCGCUCCAGUAUAUCAAGCCAGCGAUGCCAAUCUACCAGAAACCCAUGCCGUCUUAUGCGCCGAUCUACCAGAAGCCGUUAUACUACGCACCCACAUAUCAAAACCACAUGUACCACGACGUGAUGCCGAAUAUAUUCGUGAAGAAGUACGAGGCUCCCGUCGCACCGAUCGUCUAUCAGAAACCGCUGGUACACGCACCCGUCCAGUACGCCGCGCCGAAGGUGGUGCAGCUGCCAACGCCGCACGUGUCCUACGUUAAGCCCGUGGUUCACACACCGCCCUUGUAUGCUCCGCCGCCCGUACAUAAUUCUGUUAUAGUUAAGCCUCAUUGUGUUUAAAUCGAUCGCGUGGAUAUCGAUACACGAAGGGCUUUCCUGAACACGAAUUCUGAAACGUGUUAAAAGUAAAUGAUUGGCACACAACACUGUCGGCUUUCAUCGAACAGUAUUUUGUAUUAUGAAAGUAAAAUGAGUACGUAAUGUAUCGAGAAAUAAAACUGCAAAAUUGUAUGUAAUCGCAACGAGAAGACAUAAUAAUUUGUAUUGCGACAUGCAUUGUUUCUUGUGUGUGAAAGUCGUUUAUAUUAAUAUCAGUUAACAAAAUGAAAAAAAAGACGUAUUGUCAGAUUGAACACAAAAUUCAUGUGAAGUGUAUAAUAAAAUCAUUUCCUUCUUCAAUCAAUUGUUCAUAUAUUUGACUACUUAUAAAGCAAGGUUUAACUUAUUUACUAAACUUGAGACUACAAUUCGUACGAGCCAGUAAUUUUGUU